CUCUGGAAUCCAAUGUGUCUGCCCACUUUGAGAAUUUUGUCCCUUAUUACCUGCUUCUCAAACAUCCUGUUUCUUUUGGACAUGGACCACGUGUCUCGCAGGCUGAGAGCUUUCCUCUCUGAACCCAUCGGAGAAAAGGAUGUUGCCUGGGUGGACGGGAUCAGCCAUGAGCUGGCGAUCAACUUGGUCACCAAAGGUUUCAACAAGGCUUACGUCCUGUUGGGACAGUUCCUCCUGAUGCACAAGAGGGAAGCCGAGUUUCAGAAGUGGCUCAUCUGUUGCUGCGGAGCCACCGAGUUUGAGGCCCGGGAGUGUUCCAACUGCCUGAAGGAAUGGUGCGCCUGCUUCCUGUAG
Dama dama (fallow deer) is the source of this 354-nucleotide messenger RNA. RefSeq names its product BANF family member 2 (gene BANF2). The transcript has 3 exons. Bases 13 to 354 code for a protein of 113 amino acids. Gene Ontology annotation, molecular function: DNA binding. The record is from RefSeq and is a predicted model, not a curated record. Lineage: Eukaryota; Metazoa; Chordata; Mammalia; Artiodactyla; Cervidae.